AUGUCCGUGCUUCGCUGCCUUGGCGUCCCGUGGCAGCGGUCUCUUCUUCGCCUCAUGACAAAUAGGUUUUGGAAAGAGUUGCGCCUUUAUGAAACUCAUCAGGAAGAGGUGUCCAAACCUAUUGGCCGUUACCCCAUUCCCUACAAGAAAGACCUACCUUUUGACAUUGUAGAGCUUAUGGAGGAGAUGGAAAAGAAGACAGGAUUUUUACCAAAUAUAUUUAAAGUGUUGUCUUACCGGCCAUUGGAAUUCAGAGCCUUCUUUGCUUAUUACAAUGCCAUCUACAACAAAGAAACAGGCCACCUCAGCAGAGCUGACAAGGAGCUCAUCAUUUUGGUGACUAGCAUAGCCAACAGGUGCCCAUACAAUGUGGUUGCCCACAGUGCCCUACACAGGGUCUACUCGAGGAACCCAGUGCUUUCUGACCAGGUCUGUGUGGAUUGGAGAAAGUCUGACCUCCCUGCUCGGGAAAAGGCAAUGCUGGAGUUUGCACUUGCUAUUUCCCAAGCUGAUGACAUAACAGAUGACCAUUUCAAAAAGCUCGAGGUGCAUGGCUUUGACCGAGAGGAUGCCUGGGACAUAGCUGCCAUUUCAGCUUUUUUUGCCAUGUCCAACCGCCUUGCUCAUUUUGUCAAUCUUGUUCCCAACAAAGAAUUCUAUUUGAUAGGCAGAGCCAGUAAUGUCAAAGACUCCAGGAGUGAACCUGCUGCCCCCAAAGUAUAAAAGUCUGAAAGGAAAGGCCAGCGUUUAUCAUUUUAGUCAUGUUGCAUUAUAAGACAUCAGUUUGGUAAAGUAAUUUUUUUUAAACAUCAAGUCAAUGGAUAGGGAAGAAAGUAAAUAAAUUUACUCCCUGCGUGCUUGAUGAGAUACAUCCUA
This is a messenger RNA of Trichechus manatus latirostris (Florida manatee), 876 nucleotides long. RefSeq lists its product as uncharacterized. Lineage: Eukaryota; Metazoa; Chordata; Mammalia; Sirenia; Trichechidae. The transcript is spliced from 5 exons. Bases 1 to 723 code for a protein of 240 amino acids. Gene Ontology annotation, molecular function: peroxiredoxin activity. The record is from RefSeq and is a predicted model, not a curated record.